Molecule: messenger RNA, 1326 nt
Organism: Puntigrus tetrazona (Sumatra barb)
Lineage: Eukaryota; Metazoa; Chordata; Actinopteri; Cypriniformes; Cyprinidae
Gene: vamp3
Product: vesicle-associated membrane protein 3 (cellubrevin)
Exons: 5
Coding region: 137-454 (105 amino acids)
Biological process (GO): SNARE complex assembly; vesicle fusion; vesicle-mediated transport
Cellular component (GO): SNARE complex; plasma membrane
Molecular function (GO): syntaxin-1 binding; SNAP receptor activity
Source: RefSeq, a predicted model, not a curated record
ACACACACACACACACACACACACACACACACACACACACACACACACGUACGCACGCACACACAGUAACUUAGUAGCUUAGUAGCUUAGUACCAACGGGGCCUUCACAAAUCACAUAUCAACUCAACUAUCAAGCAUGUCCGCCCCAAGUGCAGAUGGCUCUGGUUCUGCAGGGACGUCUGGGGGUAACCGCAGACUGCAGCAGACGCAGGCACAGGUGGAUGAGGUGGUGGACAUCAUGAGAGUGAAUGUCGAUAAGGUCCUGGAACGAGACCAGAAGCUGUCCGAGUUGGACGACCGUGCUGACGCCCUGCAGGCCGGCGCUUCCCAGUUUGAGACCAGUGCUGCCAAACUAAAGAGAAAAUACUGGUGGAAGAACAUCAAGAUGUGGGCCAUUUUGAUAGCUGUGAUUUUGAUCAUCAUUGUCAUCAUCGUCAUCUGGUCGAAGUCAUAAAAACAGAAACCCGGUUAUGAUCGGAGGAGAAGCUUAGAGCAUCAGAAAGAAGAGAGAGAGAAUGAAUGAAUGAAUGCUCUUCCAAUACGUUCUAACCUGCUGAUUUUCAAAAGCAUAUCUUGUAAACUAUCCUCGAUGUUUGUUUUCUUUUUAUAGGUCUUUUGUUUUUAAUGACUAGGAUUCAAAUAUGUUCCCGAAUGCCAUUUCCAAGUGCAUCUAACACACUCCUCUGUGCAAAUGACUGACAGCGUACGGGUUACAACAUAACAAGCACGCUUUCGUCAUAUCACGUGGACAAAACGUAUCGACCAAAACCUCCAAAGCCAUUUGCCAAGAUCUGAUCUCUUUGAUGAAUCCCUCUAAGACUCUUCCAGCGCACGGGUCGUGAUCAGACACUCUCGAGUCUUUCUGGGCCAACGAGACAAAAGAGCCUUUCCUGAACAACCACAAACGUGCCUUUAAACAACUCCACUGCCAUCCGGAAACAACAGCACAGAACUUUUGCUCUGAUUUUACUCAGAAUAUCUGCACAAGAAUUAUAAAGAAGUUUGAGAUAUUAUUGAAAGAUCGAAUUUCGAAGUGAUAAUUUGCUAAUAAUUUAACUGCAUUAUACUUUUUGCCUCAUGUAGAAAUAGUUUGCUAGGAAAUAUCUUUGCUUAACGAGGAUUUCGGUAGUAUUUUGGUGUUUUCCUCACCUCUCGCUCACGGUGCCAAAACAUUUGAGUUUUUUUUUUUUUUUUUUUUAUGUAUCUCUUUGUAUGUUUCACGUGUAUAAAUUGUAAACAAGUGCAAUUCUAUGCUUGUGGCCUUACAAACUAUAUUAAUCUUGUUGAAUUGCCCAUGCUGGCUGAAUAAAACACGGAUUUAACAUC